AAAAGUCUCAGUGCUCCUAAACGUAACUCAAAUCUGUCAUACUGUCAUACCUGUGAAAAGUUGCAAGAACAAGACCUAAAACAAUGUUGCGCAUCACAGCCGGUAAACUUGCAGGUGCCAUGCGAGGCGCUCUUGUGGGAAAUUCCACCCGCGUGGCCGCCGUGCGCAGCUUGCACGGAACCGAGGAGUCGGCGGAGGAGUUCGAUAAGCGCUACGAGAAGUACUUCAGCCGUGAGGGCAUUGACGGAUGGGAGAUCCGCAAGGGCAUGAACGACCUUCUGGGCAUGGAUCUGGUUCCCAGCCCCAAGAUCGUCGAGGCUGGUCUGCGUGCUGCCCGUCGUGUCAACGAUAUCGCUUUAGCCAUUAGGUGGCUCGAGGGAUGCAAGUACAAGUGCGGCGACCAGAUGGCCACUCUCUACCCGUACAUUCUGGAGAAGGUCACUCCCACCCUCAAGGAACUCGGCGUGCCUACCCUCGAGGAGCUGGGCUACGACAAGCCCGAGCUGGCUUUGAAGUCUGUGUACGACCAAUAGAUUUCUUAACCCACACAAAACACAAUACACACUGCUACACUGGCUACCCAUUAUAUGUAGGGUGCGGAUGAACAUGUUGUUGGAUUACUAAUAAAAGGAGAUCGGAGUAAGGCUACUACACAA
Drosophila bipectinata is the source of this 656-nucleotide messenger RNA. RefSeq names its product Cytochrome c oxidase subunit 5A (gene COX5A). Gene Ontology annotation, cellular component: mitochondrial inner membrane. Lineage: Eukaryota; Metazoa; Arthropoda; Insecta; Diptera; Drosophilidae. The record is from RefSeq and is a predicted model, not a curated record. Gene Ontology annotation, biological process: mitochondrial electron transport, cytochrome c to oxygen.